Egretta garzetta (little egret) is the source of this 3327-nucleotide messenger RNA. RefSeq names its product protocadherin 20 (gene PCDH20). The record is from RefSeq and is a predicted model, not a curated record. Gene Ontology annotation, biological process: homophilic cell-cell adhesion. Gene Ontology annotation, cellular component: plasma membrane. Gene Ontology annotation, molecular function: calcium ion binding. Lineage: Eukaryota; Metazoa; Chordata; Aves; Pelecaniformes; Ardeidae.
AUGAAAAUCCAGGUUGAUCCAAACACAGACCCACCAUCAGUGAAGGAAGAGUUAGUAUGUGAAUUACUACAGGAGCUUGACCCCUAUAAAUCAGUGGGCCCUGACGCUAUCCGCCUGAGCAUGUUGAGGGAGCUGGCUGAUGUCAUUGCGAGGCCACUCUCCAUAAUUUUUGAGAAGUCAUGGAGACUGGGGGAUGUCCCAGAGGACUGGAGGAAAGUGAAUGUUACCCCUAUCUACAAGAAGGGCUCAAGGGUGGAUCCGGGUAAUCAUAGGCCCAUCAGUCUUACUUCAGUCCCUGGGAAAGUUAUGGAACAAAUCCUCCUGGGGGCCAUCACAAGUCAAAUGAAGCAUGUGACUGGGAAAAGCCAACAUGGCUUCAGUAAGGGCAGAUCAUGCUUGACAAACCUGGUGGCCUUCUGCGACAAAGUGACCUGCUUGGUUGGCAUGAAGGGAGCAGUAGACAUCGUAUACCUGGACUUCUCCAAGGCUUUUGACACGGUUCCCCAUGGCCUCCUCCUGGAGAAAUUGAUACAUUAUGGCCUAGACAAGUGGUCUGUGUGGGAGGAUGUCUUCCUGUUGCAGAUGCUGCACUCCCUGCUCGAAGUGGCGGGGGUGCAGGAGGCGGGGGGGACAGUGCCUCCUGCCUCCCCUCCUUCUCUAACACCACCACCCCUCCCACACCCUUCUGCCUCUCUGUCUCCCCAGCCCUUGCUCCUCUUCCUGCUCUUCGUUGGACCUUUCAACUGCUUUGCCAGUUACAGCCGCGCAACCGAGCUCUUCUUUGGGCAGCGCCCUGCAGCCUCCCAGCCCCCACUCUCCUUCACUUUGGCCUCCCGUGGCCUGGGGGGACAGUAUGUACAGCUGGACAACCGCUCUGGAGAGCUGCACACCUCAGCUGUGGAGAUUGAUCGGGAAGCAUUGUGCGUGGAGAGCAGUGGGGCCACCGUCUUUGGAGGAGCAGCUGCUGUCUCCUCCUCCUUACCCUCAUCUGAGUCAUGCCUGCUGCUACUGGAUGUGCUGGUGCUGCCGCAGGAGUACUUCCGCCUGGUGAAGGUAAAAAUCGCUAUCCGGGAUGUCAACGACAACGCACCCCGGUUCCCUGUGCCCCACAUCCGCCUCUCAGUGCCCGAGAAUGCACCUGUGAACACCCGCCUGCCUAUCGAGCACCCCGCCCUUGACCCUGAUGUGGGCACCAAUGGUGUCCAGACCUACCGUCUGCGAGAUAACUAUGGUGUUUUCACCCUGGAUGUGGAGGAGAAUGAGAAUGGGGAGAGGACACCCUACCUGAUUGUCAUGGGGGCUCUGGACAGGGAGACACAGGAGGAGUAUGUCACGGUCAUCAUUGCUGAGGAUGGGGGGACUCCUCCACUUGUGGGCAGUGCCACCCUCACUAUUGUCAUCAGUGACAUCAAUGACAACUGCCCCCAGUUCAGCGACUCACAGCUCAACGUCACCCUUUAUGGGAAUUCCAGUCUAGGGACACACGUGGUCACUGUCCAUGCAGUAGACAUGGACCUUGGAUCCAAUGCUCAGAUCACCUACUCCUACAGCCAGAAGGUCUCCCAGUCAUCCAGAGACUUGUUCCAUCUGGAUGAAAGCAUGGGAACCAUCACACUCUCCAGUAAAGUCAAUGGGGACACUCCAAGGCUCCACAGGCUGAUCAUAUUGGGCAAUGGUCCUGGUUGUAUCCCUGCCGUGAUCACAGUGCUAGUGACCAUCAUCAAAGUCAUGAUGAGGCCACCUGAAGUUGUCCCUCGUUUCAUAGCUAAUGAAGCAGAAGGGGUGGUGUACUUAAAGGAACUGGAGCCUAUCAAUACACCGAUAGCAUUUUUUACCAUCAAAGACCCUGAUGAAAAAUACAAAGUCAAUUGCUAUUUGGAUGGUGAUGGGCCUUUCAGACUUUCACCAUACAAGCCAUACAAUAAUGAAUACCUUUUAGAGACCACAAAGCCUUUGGACUAUGAGACACAGCAGCUGUAUGAAAUCUCUGUAGUUGCGUGGAACUCGGAAGGAUUUCAUGUCAACAAAAUAAUCAAAGUACAGGUUCUGGAUGACAACGACAACUCGCCAGUUUUCUCUCAACAGCUGAUAGAAUUAUCCAUUGAGGAGAACAAUGUUCCCAAUGCUUUCUUGACCAAACUGCAUGCUACAGAUGCUGACAGCGGAGAAAGAGGGCAAGUGUCCUAUUUUUUAGGGCCUGAUGCCCCUUCCUAUUUUUCUUUAGAUAAAACCACAGGAGUUCUUACAGUUUCCACCCAACUGGACAGAGAAGAAAAAGAGAAAUAUAGAUACACUGUCAAAGCAGUAGAUUCUGGGUUCCCUCCAAGAGAAUCAAUAGCAACUGUCACCAUCACUGUAUUGGAUAAAAAUGAUAAUAGUCCAAGAUUUAUCAAUAAGGAUUUCAGCUUUUUUGUGCCAGAAAACUUUCCAGGCUUUGGUGAAAUUGGAGUUAUAAGUGUCACAGAUGCUGAUGCAGGGCAAAAUGGAUGGGUUGCCCUUUCAGUUCUGAACGGAAGCGAUAUUUUUGUCAUAGAUACUGGAAAAGGAGUUUUGAGAGCUAAAGUCUCCCUGGACAGGGAACAGCAAAGCUCUUACAUUCUGUGGAUCGAAGCAGUUGAUGGUGGUGAUCCUGCCCUCUCCUCUACCGCAAAAAUAACUAUCCUUCUUCUAGACAUAAAUGACAAUCCCCCUUUAGUCUUGUUUCCUCAAUCUAAUAUGUCUUAUUUGUUGGUCCUUCCUUCUACCCUUCCUGGCUCUCCCAUCACUGAAGUCUAUGCUGUUGAUAAGGACACUGGCAUGAAUGCAGUCAUAGCUUACAGCAUCAUAGGAAGAAGAGGCCCUCGACCAGAGUCAUUUAGGAUUGACCCUAAAACUGGUAAUAUCACCUUGGAAGAAUCACUGAUGCAAAAUGACUAUGGCCUCUAUCGGCUGCUUGUAAAAGUUAGUGAUCACGGCUAUCCUGAACCUCUCCAUUCUACCGUCAUGGUGAACCUUUUUGUCAAUGACACUGUUAGCAAUGAGAGCUACAUUGAAAGUUUGUUAAGAAAGGAGCCUGAUAUCAGUAUAGAAGAAAAGCAGCCACAAAUAUCCAUAGAGCCUACACAUAAAAAAAUGGAGUCAGCAUCCUGCAUGCCUACCUUGGUAGCUCUGUCAAUAAUAAGCUUGGGUUCAAUUGCUUUAGUAACAGGGAUGGGCAUUUACAUCUGUCUAAGAAAAGGAAAAAAGCAUCACAGAGCAGAUGAAAACUUGGAAGUACAAAUCCCAUUAAAUGGAAGAAUUAACCUGCACAUGUUGGAGAAGAAACCAAUGGAGAUUUCUAACAUUUGA